AAGCAAGCUCUAAAUAGAAAAAGUGUACAAUGUUUAACAUGUCAUUAAAUGGUAGAGAAUGAAAUAAUUAAAAUAAGAUGGGAAGAAUGGUGAUGGAGAAAACUUGGAGUGUAACAAGGCCGCCCGAUUCUGCUCUUUUUCUUCUUCUUUCCCGUCCCCUGCAGCUCCCGAAAGCCCCCCAAGUUGCUGGCCACAAUUUUCUUGAGGAAACCGAAAAUCCCGGAUCUGCUCUGUUCUUCCAUCCCUGUCCGUGACUUGCUCUGGGUUGGGUGAGAAUGAAUCUUCGGUUUUAGUUCUUCUCCAAAAACCCGCCGGUUUCCUCACCCAUCAACUCUGGUUCUGUUGUUGCCAGAAAAUUCUGGUAUGAUGGCCACUUCUUUAAGUUCGAAAUUAGCAAUCAAUUACUGCCCUGAAUCUUCGAAUUUCCUGCUUUGAUUUGUCCAUGUACUGUUCGAAUUUUCUACUGAAAGAGGGAAGAAUUUAGCAGCAUUUUAAAUGUGUUUUUGUGCUUGGGUUAUGUAGGAAUUUUGUUAAUUAGGCUGCUAUGAUCUCUAGAGAAAUUCCGUGAGAUUAGUUGUUGUUUUGCCAAUUUUGGAAGUUGAAGUUGCUGUUCACGGUACUGUUCAUGGGCACUGUUCACACACCGAGGGUCAACAAUUAACGGGGAUUUAAGUG
Messenger RNA from Rubroshorea leprosula, 675 nucleotides. Lineage: Eukaryota; Viridiplantae; Streptophyta; Magnoliopsida; Malvales; Dipterocarpaceae. The record is from the annotation of a GenBank genome assembly.